AUGGCUUCCCUCAAAGAACAAUUAGAGACGUUGGCGAACAACUAUACAGCUUGCGAUAUAUCAGAUGCCCUCCUCAAGCUCCAAAAAGUCCCAGAAGGCGGCACCGCACGCGCGGGCUUCCUCGCAGAUCUCACCCCCUUCUCUCCGAUAAUCGGCAGAAACGACCAAGCCAAAAGAGUCGCCGCCCCAGCAACAACAUUCAAGUUCCUUUCCAAAAAGGACAACCCACCCGCAAUUGCAAUCGAGAAUCCCGAGAAACACGGCUUCCCGCCGGGAAAGCACUGGGUCGAUUUCACGGGCGACUUUGCCGCGGCGGACCCGUCUGGUGCCGGUUCGAUUGUGGUGAUUGACCAGCCGAGGGAUCAGUAUUGUGCGGUGACGGGUGGGAUUAUGGCGACGCGGAUGAAAGUGCUUGGGAUUCGGGCGACUGUCGUGAAUGGGCGGGUAAGAGAUUUGAGAGAGUUGCAGGAGACUCAGCUUCCGAUCUGGGCUAGGGGAACAUCGACAGUUGGUACUGGGGCCGAAGCAAAGGCUGUUGUACGGGAUGUCCCAAUUACCAUUGAAGGGGUGACUGUUUCUCCUGGAGAUAUUAUUUUCUGCGAUCCCAUGGAGGGUGUUGUCGCUAUUCCACGCGACUUGCUUGAACCGGUGAUGGAGUUGAUGCCCAAGCUUAUUAGCAUGGAUGAUCAAGCCAAGAACGCUGUCGCACAAGGCAUGACCGUCGCAGAGGCCUUUAAGACAUUUCGGGCCUAG
Molecule: messenger RNA, 753 nt
Organism: Penicillium daleae
Lineage: Eukaryota; Fungi; Ascomycota; Eurotiomycetes; Eurotiales; Aspergillaceae
Product: RraA family protein
Exons: 4
Coding region: 1-753 (250 amino acids)
Source: RefSeq, a predicted model, not a curated record